This is a messenger RNA of Engraulis encrasicolus (European anchovy), 1020 nucleotides long. Its product is annotated as trace amine-associated receptor 4-like. Gene Ontology annotation, biological process: chemical synaptic transmission; G protein-coupled receptor signaling pathway, coupled to cyclic nucleotide second messenger. NCBI's taxonomy places the organism in Eukaryota, Metazoa, Chordata, Actinopteri, Clupeiformes, Engraulidae. The coding region runs from base 1 to 1020 and encodes 339 amino acids. The record is from RefSeq and is a predicted model, not a curated record. Gene Ontology annotation, cellular component: dendrite; plasma membrane. The transcript has 3 exons. Gene Ontology annotation, molecular function: G protein-coupled serotonin receptor activity; neurotransmitter receptor activity.
AUGAACAUCUCCCAGCUGUCCGCAGACCUGCAGUUCUGCUACGAGGGCCUCAACGGCUCCUGCGCCCGCCUCACCUACCCGCUUGCCAUGCGCUUGCCCUUCUACCUCUUCUUCCUGUCCACCAUCCUGCUCAUCGCCGGCGGCAACCUCCUGGUGAUGUGCACCAUCGCGCUCUUCCCCAAGCUGCGCACGCCCACCAACAUGCUGAUGGUCUCCAUGGCGCUGGCGGACCUGCUGCUGGGGCUGCUGGUCAUGCCGCCGGCCAUGGUCAAGUUCCUGGAGCGCUGCUGGUACUUUGGCGACGCCCUGUGCCAGCUGCACACCUGCGUGGACAUCACGCUGUGCAACGCCUCCGUGCUCCACCUCACCUGCAUCUCCAUCGACCGCUUCUACGCCGUGAAUCGGCCGCUGCAGUACGGGAAGAACAUGACCCGGCGCGUGGCGCUCGCCAUGCUCUCCCUCAGCUGGGCUAUGUCGGCGGCCUUUGGCGCCGCGGUGAUCUACUCCCCUCCCGAGGCCAAGCAUCACGACGACGGCGACGACGCAGACGCUGGCCACACCCGCUGCGUUGGAGAGUGUUCGGGGCUGCACGAGAAAGAGGCGGGCGUGUCCUACUUUUUCAUCUUCUACUUUGUCCCCCUGACCGUCAUGGUCACCCUUUACCUGAGAAUCUUCGCCAUCGCCAUCAGACAAGCUCAAACCAUCCAAGUCUCCACCACCACCAAGCAGUCCAGCAAGGGGGGCAGCAAAGGCAAAGGCAAGACGCAGCAGAUGUCCUGGGUGGAUUACAAGGCCACGAAGACGCUCGGGGCCGUCAUCGGCGUGUUCCUGUGCUGCUGGACGCCAUUUUUCCUGUGUAACAUCAUCGACCCCGUGGUGGACCACUCCAUUCCCGAGAUGCUGUACCAGAUUCUGAUGUGGGUCGCCUACCUGAACUCUUUGUUCAACCCCAUCAUCUAUGCGCUGUCGUAUUCCUGGUUUAGAAAAACGGCUGUGAUUCUAUUGAAAAUACGCUUUUGA